UCAAAACGCACUCGCAAUUACUGCUGAACACCAUCAAAACUUCAACAUGGUAUCUGUGGGAUCAGCACUUCUAUUUACACAUCUCGGUCCGCCAGUGGGGCCACCAUGAAACGCAAGGCUGAGAUGCACAGACCAAAUUUACACACGGCGGUUAUCUAGCCUUGCCUCAUGAAACAAACCACUCCUCCUCCUCACAUCAGAUUCGUCUCAUAUGCACUCCUCAAAAAAAAUGAUGCCACUUAUAUGAAUGAACUUCUCCUCCCCUCACAUUCUCUUCAUCCCAUCCAUCGAGUUCUCCCAAAAAUCAUCCCAACUCUCUUCUACAGAAUUUCCAGCCAAACACUCUCAAAAUGAAUCGACCACGCCAAGGCGAAGAGCUCCCAUGGGCUAAACCCCUCAGCAUAGAUCUCCUGCACAAAGUGCUCCAAGUAACUUUCCUGCACCCUUUCGUCGCCUGGAUGAUUCCCCUUUGUAUGCGCGCCCAAGCAAUGCCCUGGCAUCAUCAAGCCAUUCAGUAUGCCAUCGGCUAUGCUUCUCUCCUCACCAUGUUAUAUUUCCUUUCCAUCCUCAAUCGUCAAAUCGCAUACUCUAAAGCCCGAGAAGUAGAUCUUUUAGAAGAGGUUAUAGUGAUUACGGGCGGCGCUAGCGGACUGGGAUUGUUGGUUGCUGAGGUUUAUGGAAUGCGCGGCGCGACGGUUGCGGUGUUAGAUGUGAGAGAUUUGGAGAGUGGAGAGGCGAGGGGAGUGAGUUAUUAUAAGUGCGAUGUUGGAAAUCGAGAGGAGGUUGCUAGAGUGGCUGUGGAGAUUGAGCGAGAUCUCGGUACCCCUACAAUCCUCAUCAACAAUGCGGCGAUUGUAAAUGGCAAAUCGCUUAUGGAUCUAUCUCUCGAUGAAAUAGAACAGAAUUUCAAAGUAAACCUCCUAGGAAGUUUCUACACUCUCAAAGCCUUCCUCCCAGGCCUCAUCCGCACCGGUCACGGUACUAUCGUAACCAUGUCCAGUGUUCUAGGCCAUCUAGGAGCCGCUCAACUCAGCGACUACAGCGCUUCCAAAGCCGGCCUUACUGCGCUGCACCACUCUCUAACUGCAGAACUCAAAGCCUAUCCUAAUAUCAAAACGGUAUUAGUUGAGCCAGGCCAAUUGAGCACUCCGUUAUUUUCCGGUACCGUAACGCCAAAUAGUUUUUUCGCGCCGAUACUGGAACCGGUUGAUGUGGCGAGGGAAAUUAUCGCGACGAUCGAUAAGGGAAGUAGUGCGGUGUUGGCUAUGCCGUUGUAUGCGCGAUGGGUGGAAUGGAUGGGGGUUUUGCCUGUGGGAGUGCAGGCGAUUGCUAGGAGGGUUAGUGGGAUUGAUGGGGCGAUGAAGACCUUUGAAGGGAGGAGGGAAGGAAGUAAGGAGAAGGAAAGUCUGAUUUAGAUGAAUGGUUUUGAUGCUGGCAUCGGAUCUGUAUGGACUGGAUAGGGAGAUAGAGGUAUAAUAUGAAUGGAUGAGAUUGGAUGGGAUGGUAUGGGACGAUUUAUAAUGAUAUCUAAGAAUCAUCAUUACUCUGUGGUAUCACUGGGGUUCAUGGAAUGAUCACAUAUAAUCUGAUGUAAUUUUAUAUCAAAUCAAGUACACAUACAUAUGCUACGAGUAGUUGUCCCCGA
Molecule: messenger RNA, 1645 nt
Organism: Botrytis byssoidea
Lineage: Eukaryota; Fungi; Ascomycota; Leotiomycetes; Helotiales; Sclerotiniaceae
Exons: 2
Coding region: 351-1415 (354 amino acids)
Molecular function (GO): oxidoreductase activity, acting on the CH-OH group of donors, NAD or NADP as acceptor
Source: RefSeq, a predicted model, not a curated record